GCGAGCCCGGGGCGAGCGGGCGGGGCGGGCCCGCGCUCCGGGCGGCGGCGGCGGCGGUGGCGGCCGGGCCCGCGCCAUGAGCAUCGAGACGCUGCUGGAGGCGGCGCGGUUCCUGGAGUGGCAAGCGCAGCGGCAGCAGACCGCACGUGAGGAGAAUGAGAAGCAUGAGAAGCUCCGCUUGGAGAGGGAGCAGGAGCAGAAGAAGUCCAGCAAGGCCAGCGCGCCGCGGGCCAACAGUGCCCUGUCCCCGGAGGAGCCCCGAAGCGAACUGCUGGUGCCUAUCUCCCCCCCGGCCCCAGUGCCCCCACCGCCCCCGCCCCUGGCAGCCCCCAUUUCAGUCAUUCCCAUCCCUGUUGUCACCAGUUCCCCCCAGCAAGCAGCCCAAACCGCCCUGUCCCCGCCGCUCGUGCAACGCCACCAGCCCCUCGUAAGCACUCCCAGCGUCCCUAAGGAAUCCUCGUCGGUGGCGCCGGUAAUCCAGAGGCCACCGGGCCCACAUCUGCCGGAUGGGAAAGCUGCAACCCCUCCGUCGGGCAGCCCCAAGCAGCUCCAGCAUUACCCGGCACCGGUCCUGGCCAUCUCCCAGCACCACGUGGUCCCGCAGCCCAUCCAGCCCCUGCAGCACCCGGGAGCGCCCGCGCCGCUCGGCGCCCUGAAGCUGGCUCCGGCAGACGACCUGAAACCCAUCGAGCUCAAGAAGAGAAUUGGAGGGGUUGGGACCAGGGAAGUACAUAAUAAAUUGGAGAAGAACAGACGUGCACAUUUGAAAGAGUGCUUUGAGACUUUAAAGCGCAACAUCCCCAACGUAGAUGACAAGAAGACCUCAAACCUCAGUGUCCUCAGGAGUGCCUUGCGAUACAUCCAGACUUUAAAGAGGAAGGAAAAAGAAUAUGAACAUGAGAUGGAGCGGCUGGCGAGAGAGAAAAUCGCUACCCAGCAGCGACUGGCAGAACUGAAGAACGAGUUGAGCCAGUGGAUGGACAUCUUGGAGAUUGACAGAAUUAUUCGACAGACAGUUCAGCCAGAGGAUGACCAGGCAUCUACCUCGACAGCAUCAGAGGGUGAAGACAACAUCGAUGAAGACAUGGAAGAUGACAGGCCAGUGAACUCAUUACCAAAACUUACCCAGCGCCAGCACCCAGAGCUGCUGAAAGCUGUCCCCCCGAAUGCUGCUCCCCCCCUCCCCGCGGUCCUGCCCCCUCAUCUCUCCAUCCAGCAGAAGCCCCACGCCCAGCCCCCCCUCCAGACACAAGCACUGGUCCCGCCACAGGCGAUCGUCCCCGCACAGACUCACAUCGUGGCGGCCUCGACCGUGCAAUCGACUGUUAUCGCCCACACCGCCACCACCCACGCCUCGGUCAUCCAGACUGUCAACCACGUGAUUCAGGGUCCACAGACCAAGCACAUUGCUCACAUUGCACCUUCCACGUCCAGCCCCGUGCAACUCACCACUGCUGCUCAGCCCAUCGGCCACAUCACUGUGCACCCAGCCACCAUCAACCACAUGGCCCACCUGGGCCCGCAGCUGCCCAUCUACCCCCAGCCCGUGGCCGUCAGCCAGCCCGUCGUGAGCCACAUCGCUCACACCAUCUCACACCAGCAAGUGAACGGCACCACGAGCCUGGGCCAGCCGGCGGUGAUGGCCAAGCAGGCCGUGGGAACCCAGGUGGUGCAUCACCCACAGCUGGUCGGGCAGACGGUCCUAAACCCGGUGACUAUGGUGACCAUGCCGUCGUUCCCGGUGAGCACGCUGAAGCUGGCCUAGAGGGGACGGCCCGACGGCAAGGUCUUUGUUGGGAACCUUUCCUAAGGAAACUCCGUACAUUCCAACCACGUCCGACUCGGCAGGAGGAGGCGCAGGAAUGCCGAGCGGGAGCCGGGCGGGGCUCGCUCAGCUGCCCCGUGCCCAGCCUGCCGCCCGCGCCAGGACGGGGCUGCUCCACGCUCGGAUCUGCUGAUCUGAGAAACUUCAGAGACAGUUGUUCAUGGUGAUUUUUUUUCCUUUUAUGUGUAAUGAGUGAACUAUGGAUAUGAUGUUCUUAAGACUUUAAUUUUGCCCUCUUAUGUGUUGCUUCUUUGUAGAAUAAAAAUUGCUGAUCUCUUUAUCGAGACGUUGCGUAGAAUGGGGAAGAAAUCAUAGAAGUCUAUAUUUAUAUAUAUGUGUGUAUGUGUGUGUAUAUAUAUGUACAUACAUAUAUAUAUAAAUAUAACAUUUGAAGGCCUUUUGUAAGGUUGAUUAUUUUGCAGGAUCAUGAGACAAAAUUCAUUUUUGGAGGAAGAAGAUAGUGUCCUCUCUAAACAAGAAACUCUAAGAUAGAUGGUUUGGUGGACCAGGGUACAAAUACAUCUCUAGUGACAAAAAAACCCCAAUAACAAACCACAAGUCAAACCAUUUUAAAGGUAUUUCCCAUCAAUAUAUUACAUUUCAAAAACCAUCUAAAAUCACUGUGACUUGUUAUGGCAUUUUAAGGAAAUUCUCUGUCCUGUCUAAUAAAAGGAAAAAGAAUACGCAACCGGACUUCAUUUGUUGCCGUUUUAUAAAUGACUUGACUUUAAUAGCUAUGUCAAAAAAACCCUGUUUUUUAUUAUUUUAAUGGUUGACAAUGCUUUGUUUGGAUGUUUUGGGGGGUUUUGCUUUUUGUCUGGCUUGGUUUGCUGAUGCAGUAAUUGAUUUUGCAGAUCUCUGUGCACGGCACGGCCCUGGUCAGGGUCCCUCCUGUCAGCCCAAACCCCCCAGGUUUCUCGGGGCAGAUACUUUUGUGCUGGCAGCUUGCUGAGUGUUUCUGUGGCCUGAUGGGUGGAACCUGGGACAAGACCAAGAGAAAUGUAGUAGAUUUGCUGUGUGGGUUAAUGUUGUUUGUUAGUUUGCUCUGACCUGACCAUGCUUUGCUGUGGGGGUCAGUGGGUUCAGAAAGGGAUAAAUGUGGAUGUGGUUCCUUUCCAGAGUGCAGGCAGCUUUGGCAGCUUUGUUCCUUUCUGGGAGGUAAACAGUCUCUCGUUUUGCAGGAUAAGGGUUUGCUGCAGGAGAUCAGUGUGAGAGCUCGUGCCUGGCAGUGAGACGUGCACCAAAGAACCCUCGUCCUUUGGGACCCUCCUGUUUCCCCUUCCUGGUGAGAGGGGCAGGACCUCUCUGAGGUCAGUGGCAAGUCCUGCAGAGCCAGGAGAGGAGGAAUGCUCUGCUGGUACCUGCCAGCCUGCCCGGGAGGCUGCUUAGGCAUGUGUUUUGUUGCUGGUUGGACGUUCUGGUCCUUGCACCGUGUGUGUAGUUACUGCUGUGAAUGAUCUCCAUUCUGUCUUCCUCUUUUUAAAAAAAGUGUUCCACAGUCCUUACUGCAGGCAAAAUUCCUGCUGUAGCCUGUGACUGUUUUCCUUGGGACAGGAUGGGACGGUGGUCCCAGCAUCUGCCCAGGAGCUUUGGGAGAGGGGUAGGUAAGGAGGGCUGAGAGCUCACACCUCACUGCGCUGCCUGGCUGCACAGUGUGUGGGUGAGGUCCUCUCUGGGAAAACAGAGUCCAUAGUCUGCCCAAAGACAUGUUGACUCCAGCAGCACUUUUGCCUUGUUGAGGACUGGUGUGAAAAGUGUCAGGGGUUAAACUGAGAACACUUGCCCGUUCCAUACCGUCCCUGGUUGAAACUGGUCUGGAGGCAAGAGAAAUGACUGCAGAGGUCAGGGGUCAUUGUGCCUUCUGAGCAGAUAUGGCUGGGAAUUGCAUGAACUCUGUGAAGCUCCACUUGCUCCACAGUUACCUCUUUUUUAUUUUUUUUCUUGCAUCCUUGAGUCCAGGAAGCUCCUGCAGAAUGGACAAAUCUUAAAGGAUUUCUUAUCCUGAAACCACAUUUGAGCAGAUGAUUUGUUGUCAUCCCAAGUGCACCAUUAACACUGGGAGGUUCCUGGAGUUGCCAGGGUUUGGUCAUCCCUUGUCCAUGCAGGUGCUUUCCCAGAGAGGCUGUUGUGUGCCAAUAUUUGGAAGAUGAGCGUUGGGUAUCAGGUCAGUUGCUCCUCGUCAGAAACUCAAGACCGGGUGUUUGCAGCAGGGUCAUCUCCCUUCUCAGGAGGGACCAUGUGUCUUUGCCUUCUGCAGCAGUGUUGGGAGUGGGAGGACAUGCCUUUCUGCCCUUUUUUACUGUUCUAACAUCACAAAAUAACAAAAUCUCCUUACUGAAGGAGAAGGAGUGGGAUUGGGAACAGGGCUGAGUGCAGGAGUUGGGCUGAGAGCCCCAGGGAGAUGAGUUUUGUGGUGGGUUAUGGAAUGGCCUGUGUUGUAGGGACAAGGGGUGACCUCAUCUUCUACUCCCUUAUGGUUUAGAGGGAAGAGUGGCCCUGCCCUGCCCUGCCCUGCCCUGCCCAGCCCAGUCCUGCAUCUUGGCCAGUUUUUCUCUCCCCUUGGAGUUGUGCCAUGCUGUGUGUCCGAUCCCCUUCAGGAACAGCCUGUCCCCCUUGGUCAGCCCAUGAGCUGCUUUGGAUGUCUUGGGUCCUCCCAUUCUCAUCUGCCAUUUUCAGGGCUACCAGAAACAUUUCUUUGGGGGUUUUCUUUUUUUUUUUUUUAAAGUCAGCAAAUUUCUUUCUGUUCUCUGUGAAGAAGAGCAACCACAACCCAUCCUUCUUUCCACACCUCUGUUAUUCCUGCUCAGAAACUUCAGAUUUAUACUGAUGCUCUUAGAAGUCCUGUUCAGUACUGUAUGACAAGGGGCACUUAAAGAAUGUCUCUCCUCCUUUGAUAUAUGUUUUCCCUAUGGAGAAAGCUAUAUAUAAAUAUAUAUGUACACUUGGGGAUUCAGAAGAUCUAAUUUGUCCCCCCCCAAAAAAAAUCAAUAAAUACAAAGUUUAGAAGAAAUUUUCUGUUGUUGAAUAAUAUUAGGUUUUUGUAACCAUACUACAGAAACAAUAGAAAGUGGGUUUUCUAUAUAGUAGUUUGAGAGGAUUUUCUGUUCUGUCAUGCCUGGCUUGGAGCCUGUUGGUCAGUGGAGACCAGGGCAGAUGCCCUUGCAGCCCACGCACUCCCCACGGUUUGUGUCCCACUGAGGGCAGCCAAAAUGCGAUCAGAAACUUGAUCUGUGCUUGGAGCUCAGCUGGCACAGUCGGGUGUGUUGGAGGUUGAGCAGACCUGUGCAAGCAGAACCCCUCAGGUGACUGAGGUGACAGAGGGAAAUCUCGUGCUGCCCCAGCUGGGGAGCGGCGCUGCGGGAGCCCCACGGCUGCCAAAGCCACUUUCCAUCUCACCUCCCAAGGAUCUGCAGGCAGAGGGGAAUGAACCCAAACUGCUACUUGAAAAUGCUCUUGAAAAGAGCUCUUAAUGCUGACACUUUAGAUACAGGAAUGUACUCCUGACGUCACCAUUAAAAAUUAGCCAGAACUGUGUAUUUUAACUUAGGAAGGGAAAUGACCCAAUUUUCCAUGUUCUCUGCAGUCACUUGAGUGGGAUCCAAGAAGCAGCAGGUUGUGUGUCUCUGGGGGACGGGGUGGGAGGGGCAGCUGGUGACCCAGUUCUCAUAUCAGGCAAUCAGGGCUGGAGCCAAACUGCUGCUGUCGGGCCUUUUUCUGCACACGUGUGGGUGAGUGUCCGUGUGUCUGUCCGUGCUGGGGCUGAGUGCUGGGUGUUGAAGGCCAGAAGGGCUCCAGUGUCACCACUGGGCUCCUGGCCAGUGGCAGGGUCAGGUUUUGGUUUCUUGAGCAGAGCUGGACAGAGGGAACAGCCCUUCGUGGAGGCUUCUGCUCUCUGACAGUCCAGGGAGGAGCAUUUCUUAAUUUCUUAUCUCACAAACGGGGCCAGCCUGGGCUGCUGCACCUGUUGGGCUCCUUGUCUAUUUUUCUUUGUUUUACUUCAAAGUGGCCUUCUGUAACAAAAGAACAAAAGAAACAAAAAAAUGCCUUUGGGUGGUUUAGGUCAGGUGAGGUGUCGCUGCUGUGUCGGUGUCGGUGUGGUUGUCCGUGCGCACGCCUGGUAGAUUCCUGUAGACAUGCAAUGCAAGGCUUAUCGUGUCUGGUUUUUUGUAUGUGGGCUGUGUCUCCUUGGGCUGGUUUGCAUCCUGAGGGAGUUUUUUGCAUUUAAAGAAAAAAAAGCGUGAGAACUGUGGGGGCUGUGUGGGUACAAGGGGCGCUGGGGUCCCCUGUGUGCCGAGGGCAGGGGGAGGCGUCCUUUGCCCGGUGCUUGUUUGGCCCCUUUGCUUUCUGUGACGUGUCGAGUGUCCCCAGCGGGGAGAGCGGCCUUGGCCAGAUGAACCAGUUGACCUCUGCUCACCUGAGCAGGACUUUGUCUCAGCCUGUCAGCAUCUAGGCACUUGCUUAAUUAGCUUAAUUAGAUACGUGGUUGUCCUGAGCUGGGACCUGCCUGCUAUACAGCUCUUGGAACUGGUGGGAAGGUGAGCUCUGAGUACUUGCAGGUGAGGCUCCUCCAAGACUUGGCAUCUUUUUUUUUUGAACGGUCAUUAUUUUGAUUCUAAAAGCCAUUGGGAUGAGGAGAGGAAAAAGUUCAUACUUAUGGCCUGGUUUCCAUUCCUUUUUAGCAUUUUGGCCAGAUUAAAAUGGUUUGUAUCACUGUCUUUAGGUUAUUUCCUUCCUGAGUCAAACAUCAGUUGUUAGGAGCAGGUGUUUAGAGUUAAGGAAAAUAUGCUGUGGAUAGAGUCAGUCAUGGCUUCUUUCUGUCCCAGUUAUACAGAACUUCAUAAUUCAAAUUUGAACUAUUAAAAUACCAGCCCGAGCCCAGCGCUGGGUGGGCACAGUCUUGGCAAAGGUUGUGUUUGGCUGUUCCCAGCCUGGCUCACUCCUCACGCAGGGCUGCUGAACGGCAAAGGAAGGCCCCGCUCGCCUCCAUCCUGUGCCGGUGGCACGGGGACAGGGCUGUUCUGCGCUGGGAUUUGGUGACAGCUGGCCCUGGGAUGGCUCUGUGCUCCUCAUCAGGACUGCGUGGCUGGUCCUGCUGUAGCUCUGGAUGAGGCCUGUUGUUUCACCCCUUUCCUUGUGCUGUGAAUAGGAAUUUGAGUAUGAAGGAGCACAGAUGUGGGAUGCAGAUCCACCAGGGCUGGCUGGGGGUGGGACCUCUGCCAGGUCUCGCUGUCAGGGAAGUGUCCCAGCCCAUUUCUGUGCUGGGAUUUUCCCUGGCUGGCUGGCAGGAACGUCCCCGUGUCUGUGUUCCUGUGGCAGGCACGGCCCUGCUGGCAGUGGAGCUGCUCCGUGCCGGCCAUCGGGAAUUCUCCGGCCAGAGCCCCACUGGCCACCGGCCCCAGGGCCGUGUGCUGCCAGCGGGAUCCCGGUGUGCUGCCAGCGGGAUCCUGCUGCCAAUGCCUUAUGGAUACGCCUUAACAACCUGAGCCAAAAGUGUGGGGGGGGCUUGACAGAGCAAGAAAUCAGGGACUGACUGCACCAUGCAACGAUUUAUUGGUGGCUGGUCAGGCCCCCAGCCUGGGCAUCGCUGGGUGAGGAGCCGUGGUGGGAGCGGGGACCCCCGCUCUGUCACUGCAUGUGACCUCCCUCCCUCCUGGCUAAGGCAUUUAUUUAUUUAUUUUAUCCUGCUGCGCUCCUGCGUUAGGAAUGUGUCACUGGAGCUGCCGAUUGUGAGCCCAGUUGCUGCCAUCGCUGGCCCAGAGCCCCGUCCCUCCCCUGCCCCUCACAGGAGCUCCAGUGUUGCGCUCACCUGGGCAGGUGCAGUCUGUGUUUACAGUGAGGACGUGUCACUGUGUUACCAAUUUACUGAAAUACUGAAUAUUGACAAACUAGACUGUAAAGAUUUUUAUGUGUUUGGAAUACAUCUGCUAUGUGAAAAAGCAACUAAUUUUGUACAUAUUGUAUUUUUACUAUUCAGCUGUACAAUACUGGCUCUUCAUGCUCCAGAAUUUAGGUAUCCAACAUGAAUGAUAUCCAUGUAAUAAGCACUUGCCUGAAAUAAAUAUAAAACUAAAAUAAACAUGCACUGAAAUCCAAAA
Myiozetetes cayanensis is the source of this 7920-nucleotide messenger RNA. It is a transcript of the gene MNT, whose product is annotated as MAX network transcriptional repressor. Gene Ontology annotation, biological process: regulation of transcription by RNA polymerase II. Bases 77 to 1765 code for a protein of 562 amino acids. Gene Ontology annotation, molecular function: RNA polymerase II cis-regulatory region sequence-specific DNA binding; DNA-binding transcription factor activity, RNA polymerase II-specific; protein dimerization activity. The transcript is spliced from 6 exons. The record is from RefSeq and is a predicted model, not a curated record. NCBI's taxonomy places the organism in Eukaryota, Metazoa, Chordata, Aves, Passeriformes, Tyrannidae.